CUGUCUGCAGGGGCCGGGGGUGUGGGACUGGAUGAGCCAGCUUCUCUCUUUGUCGUGCGUGUAGCAGAGGAAGCCUCUCAGUCCCUGGGCAGCCUUCUCUCUGAGCUGCUCUCUCGGAGGGAGAAAGAUCGUCCGGUGACCUGGACACCUACCCAGCUGCCACGAGACCACACAUCCCUGGGCCUGGAUCGAGAGAACUUGGAUGGAGUGGAUCAUUACCUCGUCAUUAGCAUAGUACUCUGGACUGUGUUGUUAUGAGCUCUGAAUAUCCUCGUUGACUUAUUCGAGAUAUCCGUCUGCGCAGGGCUUGAUCAGUGAACGGGACCUAUUUUCCGGGCUCGUUAUGAUCUUGUGAUUUAUGUGCACCUGCGACUGCUUCUUAAUGUGAAUCCUCUGGAUGAGACACUUGUAGGGAAGACAACAGUAGGUGUGAACAAGAGAUGGGAGCUGCCUUUAAGAGGUUCUGUGCUCGCUUCUGCUGCUGCUGUUGCUGUGACGAUGAUGAUGAAGAAGAGAAGCAGCCUAUCCUCAGUCAUGAUACUCUGGAAUAUUUUGAACGGGAGGCACAGAAGCGGCGUGACCAGGAGACUAACUUGUGGAGUGAGCCUGGCGACCCCAGCCACUCAGAGAGAGAUGACGACCGCUCGCUGUACAACCUGCUCCAGACCAGGGCCAAGACCCGCAGGGGCUCCCAUGGUUACCGGCGUCUGAGUGUGGACAUUGAGGCCAUGAGGGACAUGCGCCGAGAGGUCAGAGACAAAUGGAAGAUGAUCCUAGAGAACCUUGGUUUCAUGGCCGAGGCUGAGUCCUUGCUGACUGUGGCCACCAGCGCCUCGUUCGACCGCAUGCACAACGCCCCCGUGGCCCGCACUCUGCUGCACACGCUCCAUUCCGAGACGUCCAUCUUCAACAGCAGGGAGUCCCCACCAGAGAGAUACCUCUUCAUCCUGGAUCGUCUCAUAUACCUGGACGCCGCCGAGGACUUUGUGGCGAAGGCUCGGCGCUUCUACCCCAAGCGAGACGAGGACGACGAGGAAGAGGAGGAGACCGCCAUCAACCUCCCGAUGCUCCUGGCGAGGGUGAACCGUGCCAUGAACGGAGGCGGGGAGGACGACGAGACGCUCGACGAGGAAGACGGGAGCGGAAGAGAGGAGUAGGCCGAGCCACGAGAGCUGUGGCUUGUAAUGAUCCCAGGCAGAAAGAAGGGGGCAGUAGUUGUCAAUGUUUCAGCGUUGCAAUCAUAUUAUUCUUGUUCGUCAUCCAGCCAACUGCACCCACUUUAAGAGUCAUUCUAACUGUUUCAAAACGGCUUCCCCUGAAUGUUAAUGCUACAAGAUGUGGAUAUCAUUUCAUCAGCGAAAAUUGGAUCGGUAACACAUCAUCGAUUCGCUUGGCCUAACACUGUUUUAGUUACGUUUUAGAUAUGAUCUGUUGUUUGGGUCUACCACAAAGUGCUCUGUACCCUGCUCUCUGUUUAUUGUUUGUCUCCAUUCAUCCUGCAGGGCUUCGUUGUCCUAGGAGCACAAUCUUCUAAGCAAUUUGUCUCAUGAUUAUCAGCACUCCUUUGGUUUAGUCACAAGACCUGCUUGUUCUCUUUGAGAGCUCAGAUUGGAUAUACUACAUUACUUUUGUACAUGAUACAGAGGAAUGCACCAGACUGCAUUAGACUGAUCAUCAGCUCUCGUCAUAAAUGUUAAGUAGGAGGUUAACAAUGUUAUCACAGCACAGCCUAAAGCCAGUUGGAGGCCUGAGCAAGUGUAUAUGUAUGUGGUAGUGUUGGAGAACUGUAAGGAAAUCUUUUUCACAGUAAGAAGAUUGUGAGAGAUUUAUAAUGUUGUGGUGAGUGUCUGGGGAUACGGUAUGUUGUGGUGCAAAGCUGACAGAAAUAAAGUUGCAAACCUGAU
This is a messenger RNA of Osmerus eperlanus (European smelt), 1904 nucleotides long. It is a transcript of the gene mreg, whose product is annotated as melanoregulin. Gene Ontology annotation, cellular component: melanosome. Gene Ontology annotation, biological process: melanosome transport. Lineage: Eukaryota; Metazoa; Chordata; Actinopteri; Osmeriformes; Osmeridae. The coding region runs from base 441 to 1157 and encodes 238 amino acids. The record is from RefSeq and is a predicted model, not a curated record. The transcript has 6 exons.